UUGAAGCUCAAUCUCGAGGCGGAGGGGUUCGCGGCCGAUGUCGAGGACAACGGCGAGGACGCCCUGGAGCGGCUCCUCGACGACGGGGGCGUCGGCGCCAACGCCUUCGACGUCGUGCUGCUCGACGUCAUGCUGCCGGGCCUCGACGGUUUCGAGGUCGUGCGGCGGUUGCGGGCGGCGCGCCGUUUCGUCCCGGUCAUGCUGCUGACGGCGCGUUCGCACACCGACGACGUCCUGCGCGGAUUCGAGGCGGGCGCUGACGACUAUCUGCCCCAAGCCGAGGCGGGGCAGGCGGCGGAGGACGACGAGUACUCGUUUGCCGGCCGGCACGUCGACUUUCGCAACCAGGUGCUGCGCCGCGACCGCGCCGAGCAGCCGCUGACGCUGAUGGAGGCGACGCUGCUGCGCUAUCUGGUGCAGCACGCGGGCGCGACGGUGUCUCGGCAGACCCUCCUCGAAGAGGUGUGGGGGGUGCGCCAGGACACCGACACCCGGACCGUCGACAACUUCGUGGCGCGGCUGCGGCGCUACAUCGAGACCGAACCGGCCCAUCCGCGGCAUCUGCUGACGGUGCGCGGGGUCGGCUAUCGCUUCGUCCAGGAGCCCGACGACUAG
Geodia barretti is the source of this 615-nucleotide messenger RNA. Lineage: Eukaryota; Metazoa; Porifera; Demospongiae; Tetractinellida; Geodiidae. The record is from the annotation of a GenBank genome assembly.